UGGCAACGUCUGCUGAUUAACUAGUUUGAACAGAGUGGCAAGACUAAUUUUAAAAUAACUUGAAUAAUAUUGGAAUAUACAUUUCACGGCGUGGAUAUUUCAAAGGUCCUGCUGUGGUCACACUGAACUGCUGUGCAAUAACAAAAUAUUUUUCGAUUGCACCUGCUAAAAGUGCAAUUUUUGAGAUGCAGCACACGCUUAGACGCUGCUUGGGCUUGGCCCGGUCCUCCCUGACGCGUCUGCAGCCCAGGGCCAUAAGUGCCGUCUCCAGAACACAGGAAACGGGCGCCAUCUCGAACCCCACACAGCCGGCCAGGCGGUCGUACGCUUCGCUGCCGCAGGAGCAGGACAAGAAGGAGCAGGAGGCCCGGGAAAGCCCAAACCGACUGCCUCGCCUCAUGGACUUCCCCGAGAUCGUGUGGCCCUCGGCGCUAAACACCCUCAAGAACUGGAUCACCAUCCAGUUCAUCAUCCGCCCCUACUUCGACAGCGAGUUCCAGCUGAAGGACUUUAUAUACGGCGCCAAGCAAGCCCUGCAGGUGGUGUCUUCAAGACUGAUGGGCGGCGACCUGGACUCGCUGGACAAACUAGUCUCGCCCGAAGCGAUCGCGGAGCUGCGGCCUGUGAUCCAGAAGCUGUCCAUGGCCCAGCGAAGACAGCUGGAGAUCAAGGAGAGCGACAUCUACCUCAGCUUCCCCUACCAGGUGGGCAUUAUGUUCGACGAGGCCAACGACAAGCUGCAGAAGCGCUUCGUGGAGAUCACCAUGGUGUUCCACGUGAUGCGCGGCCUGUCCGAGAUGCGGGAGCGCGGCGAGGAGAUUCCCUGGAACAUGGGGACGCUACCCGAGUACCAGGACAAGGUGUUCAUCUGCAACUACCGCUUCGUGAAGGAAUUCACUGCCGGACAACACUCGGAUUGGACCAUCAAUGUGGCCAACCAGUUCCGGGCCAUCGACCUGAUCAAUGAGACAAAAUAACACCUGCUCAUAGGCUCCCAUCAGCCGCCUCAGUUCGCCGCCACCUA
Drosophila rhopaloa is the source of this 1024-nucleotide messenger RNA. Its product is annotated as m-AAA protease-interacting protein 1, mitochondrial. Gene Ontology annotation, biological process: inner mitochondrial membrane organization; protein insertion into mitochondrial inner membrane from matrix. The record is from RefSeq and is a predicted model, not a curated record. Gene Ontology annotation, molecular function: ribosome binding. Gene Ontology annotation, cellular component: mitochondrial inner membrane. The transcript is spliced from 4 exons. NCBI's taxonomy places the organism in Eukaryota, Metazoa, Arthropoda, Insecta, Diptera, Drosophilidae. The coding region runs from base 186 to 977 and encodes 263 amino acids.